AUGUCUCGAUCAUCCAGCCCUGAUACCCACUGGGAUCGACUAGAGACCUGGCUGAGUGCCCUGACUAGCACCCUUAUUCCUGAAGCCGCCGGGGACCUGCAGAACAUGAGCCGGGAACAGCUCGACGACAACCUGAGCACCUUGAUGGCCCACGAUCCGACACAGGACUACAGCCACAAAGAGCUGGCCAAGAUCGUCGGGUCCCUGGCCCAUAACCUCCUCGGCCAGGCAAAGCUGAGUGAAGCAAGCAUCUCCCGCCGGGAACAGGAAGCAGCAGCGCUGAAGCUCCAGGCUGAGGAAGCUCAGAGAAACUGGAUGCGCGCUCAGAGUCAACUGGACCAGCUAACCUCGGAGACUCAGCACGAGCACAGGACAGCGGACGAAAAGGACCCAGAGCUGCAGGAGGAAGUAGAGAGACUCCAGAACGCCCUGACUGAUCUCCGUGUAGAUACAGCACGACGAGAGCAGCAGGAAAAGGACACCAGAGAGGAGCUGAGUAAAAAACUCCAGCAAGCUGAGGCUCUCCUGAGGAGAGCAGAGACUGAACUUAAAGAAAGAGAAGCCAGGGCCAAGGCCUGUGAGGGCCACCUGCAAAGUGCCCGGGCUGAAGUCAGUGCCCUGGCCCAACAAAGAGACUAUUUGAAAGAAGAACUUGACACAGUUCACCGAGAGCUUACACAUUCAUAUAGACUGCAAAGUGACUCUGAAAGGGAAAUGCACACCACAGAAUUUCCCCUAACCAGUAGACUGAUACCUCCUAGACAAGAGAGCCCACUGCUCAAGACAUCACCUGCCAGCAUUCCAGAACCUCCAGCAGCAGAAAGGGGGUGGGAGCCUUUCCAAAGGCUGUCUUCCAGUCACGGUGUGUCACCUAAAGAAUUGGAUAAGCUGGCUAGAAACAUUCCCACUUUCACUCCAAGUCCUGCAGGAGGCCACGAUGUGCACGACUAUUUAAAAGACAUUGAUUUUCACUUGCAAACUGUUGCCAAUGUUACCACACGAGACAGACUUUACCUGCUCAGAAUCACCGCCAGCCGUGAAGUCCGGAGCUUUCUAGACCGACAGCCAGAAACAGUCAAAGUGGAUUACCAGCAACUGCAGCAGGCUUUGAUUAAAGAAUUCUCUGACCCAGAAUCAGAGCAAGGGCUGAUUACGGCCAUGGACCUUAAACAGGGCAGACAGGAAGCCACGCAGUCUUUCUACAACAGGCUCAGACAAGCAUACUUCGGAGCACGGAAUGAGCCAGGAAUGGAAGAAGAAUUCAAUUUCAAAACUCUGUUCCUCCGGAACCUGCACCCAACAGUGAGUCACCAUUUGGGGGUUCUGGCUUGCCCACGGACUAUGUCCACCCAACAGCUGCGAGACUUAAGCCAUAAGGCCUAUGCCAAACAAAGAACUGCUUCUGAAAAGAUGGGAAAACCCCCCACAAUCUAUCCUGUCACUAAUCAGAGUUCAGAACUUGCCCUAGAGGGUGCCGAGCCUCGCCACAGCAAUUGGAGUCAACGGGGUGCAAAGGUCCAUGAACAGGUGCACUGCUGCCUUUUAACCUUCAUGAUCCACCUGCCAUCUAACCAUCAGGAUCCACCUGCCAUCCGGCCUUCACCACCCACCUGCCAUUUAACCAUCAUGAUCCACUGUUGUCUGAUGAUGUCUCAAUUCAGAGCAUCUUCAGCCAAAAAGGGGGAGUCUGUAACGUCUGUGUAA
Messenger RNA from Myxocyprinus asiaticus (Chinese sucker), 1704 nucleotides. RefSeq lists its product as uncharacterized. The record is from RefSeq and is a predicted model, not a curated record. NCBI's taxonomy places the organism in Eukaryota, Metazoa, Chordata, Actinopteri, Cypriniformes, Catostomidae. Bases 1 to 1704 code for a protein of 567 amino acids. The transcript has 2 exons.